Xenia sp. Carnegie-2017 is the source of this 1372-nucleotide messenger RNA. Its product is annotated as fibrillin-1-like. Bases 91 to 1317 code for a protein of 408 amino acids. Lineage: Eukaryota; Metazoa; Cnidaria; Anthozoa; Malacalcyonacea; Xeniidae. The record is from RefSeq and is a predicted model, not a curated record. The transcript has 12 exons. Gene Ontology annotation, molecular function: calcium ion binding.
UGCAACAACACUUUUGGAUCUUAUCAAUGCACUUGCAAUAAAGGAUUUUAUGGAAAUGGAGCAGUGUGCACAGAUAUCAACGAAUGCUCAAUGCGCACCCACAGAUGUCCAUAUCAAUCAAAAUGCAUCAAUACACCUGGUUCUUAUACGUGCAAAUGUCCCAAGGGUUACGAAAUGGAAGACAACGUUUGUGAAGAUAUCGACGAAUGCGAUGAAAACACUCAUAAAUGCCACAAAAAUGCACGUUGCACAAACUUUGUUGGCACAUACAAAUGUCGCUGUAAAGAUGGCUUCAAACACAUGAGCAAUGGAAGAUACUGUUUUAAAGAAAUCUCGAAUGGAGAGAUCAGUCAGUUGACUUUAAUCAUUUCUGGCGCGUCAGCUUUUAUAUUAUUCGUUAUUUGGAUACUUUGUUGCCUUUGUUUAGCACGGAACACAAAAACUUCGAGUAAAAAAAAAGUAAAAAGUGAUGAUCAAGAACCACUAAUUGAGAAAUCUUCUCAAGGAAAACAAGUCUUUAUGUAUUAUCCAGAAGACAGCAGGAACACAAACUGGUCACUGAGCCGUAUAUGUAACUGUAUAAACAGAGAUAUCGAUGAAUGUGGUCGUAAUAAACAUAAUUGUUUACCAGCUGCUGGAGAAGAAUGUUUUAACAAAAAGGGAGGAUUCAAGUGUGUUUGUUUUCCUGGUCUAAAAAGAGAAAAGGGAAAAUGUGUUGAUCUUGAUGAAUGCAAAACUGGGAGACAUGAUUGUGAUCCCAAUGCAAAAUGCAAGAAUUUACCAAAACGUGGUUAUGAAUGUCACUGCAAUCCUGGAUUCAAGCAAUAUAACAAUGGCAGAGUAUGUCAGGACAUAAAUGAAUGUUCCGACAAUUCAAAAUGCUCAAUCUAUGCCAACUGUACGAAUCUACCUGGAUCAUACAAUUGCCACGGAUGUGACCCAGGAUUCACGGGCGAUGGAAUAAACUGCAAUGAUAUCGAUGAAUGUGAAGAACUACGUCCAUGUUCUAUCAAUGCAAUGUGCAACAACACUUUUGGAUCUUAUCAAUGCACUUGCAAUAAAGGAUUUUAUGGAAAUGGAGCAGUGUGCACAGAUAUCAACGAAUGUUUAAUGGGCAUAUAUGGAUGUCCAUUUCGGUCAAAAUGCAUCAAUACACCUUAUUUGUGUGAAUGUCCUAAGGGUUAUGAAAUGAAGACAACGUUUGUGAAGAUAUCGACGAAUGCGAUGAAAACACUCAUAAAUGUCACAAAAAUGCACGUUGCACAAACUUUGUUGGCUCAUACAAAUGUCGCUGUGAAGAGGGCUUCAAACAUUUGAGCAAUGGCAGAUUCUGCUUAAAAGGUAAAACAUUUCACUUUGAUUGUUGUCAAUG